AUGCACCCCCGCAAGGAGGCGCUGUGCCGCGUGUGCGGCGACAAGGCGUCCGGCAAGCACUACGGCGUGCCGAGCUGCGACGGCUGCAGGGGCUUCUUCAAGCGCAGCAUCCGCCGGAACCUGGCCUACGUGUGCAAGGAGGGCGGCAGCUGCACCGUGGACGUGAGCCGGCGCAACCAGUGCCAGGCCUGCCGCUUCCGGAAGUGCCUCGAGGUCAACAUGAAGAAGGACGCGGUGCAGCACGAGCGCGCGCCGCGCGGCCUGGGGGCCAGCCUGGGGGCGGGCCUGGGUACGGCGUCCGCCGGGGGCGGCGCGGGGGGCGACAUGCACGCCACCGUCAUCCUGUACCCGCCGCCAUCGCCCUUCAAGCCGGGCAUCUUCGACGGCCACACGUUCGGCCUGCCCCUCGCCUUCCAGCCGUUCUCACCCACCACGCCCACCGCCGCACCGGGCCCCAGCAGCAGCCCCGGGACCGCGAGGUCGCCGUUGAAGCGCGAGAAGGAGGACGAGGUGACGAGCUCCGAGGAGGCGCGCAGCCAGCCGUCGCCGGGCAGCCUGGCCGCCAACGACAACGUGUACGAGUCCGCCGCCAAGAUCCUGUUCCUGGCAGUCAAGUGGGCGCGGAGUAUCCCCGCCUUCCUGCAGCUCUCGGGGGCCGACCAGUCCGUGCUGCUGGAGGAGGGCUGGCCCGACCUCUUCGUGCUCAGCGCGGCGCAGUGGCAGCUGCCCGUCCACCACGAGUCCUUGGUGGCGGGCGCCGUGUCCCCGCCGUCGCGGCGGUCCGCCCUGGCCGAGGACGCCCGCCGCCUGGAGGAGGCCGUGGCGCGCUUCAUCGUGCUGAGGGUCGACCACACGGAGUACGCCUGCCUCAAGGCCCUGGUGCUGUUCAAAGCCGAGGCGCGCGGCCUGAGCGACGGCCUGCAGGUGGAGGCGCUGGCCGACCAGACCCACGCCAUGAUGUCGGAGUACUGCUCGGUGCGCGGCCGCGCGCGCCUGGGCCGCCUGUUGCUGCUGCUGCCCGCCGUGCGCGCCCUCAGCUCCAGGUCGCUGCAGGAGCUCUUCUUCCGACAGACGGUGGGCGACGUGCCCAUCGAGCGCCUCCUGGGCGACAUGCUCAACAGCCCCUGAGCCCCGAGGACGCCGACGACGACGAUACCCCGUGAAUCACCUGGCGGCGAUACUCUGCUGCGCCGCAGGGAAGACAGAGACAAAAAGGACUAGCUUCUCAGUCUCCGCGGCGUAUCCAUGACCUUCCUUCAGCUGGUGCUCAGCAGCGAGGAUUCUGCCACACUGCCACUGACUAAAAUUAUGUGCAAUUGAGUGUUAAAGUAGUGAGUUUCCCAUUGAUUUCAGCCAUGCUAUUUGCCUGCUCACAGGCGUUUGUCUCAGAAAUUGCCUACAUACAGGCGUUUUCAGCUAAAAUCUAAGUGAGUGUGAGCUGUGUGUGCAGGCCGGGUGCGCACAAUGAGUGCAAGAAGUGGCAGACCCCUUGUCAGCAGAGUGUUACGCUGCGAACCUGUGUAAUUUGUCUGGGUCGAGUGUAUUAUGCAUUUAUGUCGUUUCAUUUUAGCCUUGGUAACGAUUGUAAAAAAAAAAUCAUGUAUAAAGUGUACAAACAGAAACCGAAGCAAUACAAUGUUCUUGACUGUU
Thrips palmi is the source of this 1650-nucleotide messenger RNA. Its product is annotated as nuclear receptor subfamily 2 group E member 1-like. The coding region runs from base 1 to 1128 and encodes 375 amino acids. The record is from RefSeq and is a predicted model, not a curated record. Gene Ontology annotation, molecular function: nuclear receptor activity; zinc ion binding; RNA polymerase II cis-regulatory region sequence-specific DNA binding. The transcript has 9 exons. Gene Ontology annotation, biological process: cell differentiation; anatomical structure development; regulation of transcription by RNA polymerase II. Lineage: Eukaryota; Metazoa; Arthropoda; Insecta; Thysanoptera; Thripidae.